Drosophila bipectinata is the source of this 408-nucleotide messenger RNA. RefSeq names its product enhancer of yellow 2 (gene e(y)2). Gene Ontology annotation, molecular function: transcription coactivator activity; chromatin binding. Gene Ontology annotation, biological process: poly(A)+ mRNA export from nucleus; positive regulation of DNA-templated transcription; regulation of transcription by RNA polymerase II. Gene Ontology annotation, cellular component: nuclear pore; DUBm complex; SAGA complex. NCBI's taxonomy places the organism in Eukaryota, Metazoa, Arthropoda, Insecta, Diptera, Drosophilidae. The record is from RefSeq and is a predicted model, not a curated record.
CAGACAUAGUGUCCGAGGAAGAGGAAGCUGAAGCCGCUAAUCCAGAAAACAAGAAGUAACAAUAUUAUAAUUUGAAUUUUUGGCUCACCAAGCUCAGCAUGACCGUUUCCAACACAGUGGACCAAUACACAGUGCUCAGCGGCGACCGCUCCAAAAUCAAGGACCUCCUCUGCAAUCGACUAACCGAGUGCGGCUGGCGGGACGAAGUGCGUCUGCUUUGUAGGACCAUUCUGCUGGAGAAGGGCACCGGCAACAGCUUCACUGUUGAGCAGCUCAUCACUGAGGUGACGCCCAAGGCGCGCACCCUCGUCCCAGAUGCCGUCAAGAAAGAACUCCUCAUGAAAAUCCGCACCAUACUCACCGAGAACGAGAGCGAAAUCGAGGAUGCGGAGGAGCCCUAGAAAGUCC